CUGAUUUGCUAACAAGUAUUAAUCAACGCCGAAAAACCUUUCACUACUUCCGUAUAUGAUUGGCGCAUCUUUCACUCGUGUCUCUCUAGAAGAACAUCUCUCUCUCUCCCCCAGCCAUAUGAAUUCCCGUAAUUUUCUGUGAAAUCUUGAAGUAGUAGGUGUUUUGGCUGCUGAAAAUCCAUUCAUACACCAGGUCGGAGCAUCAAAGUAAAUUAGACAUCUGAGUUUUACAUUGAAGCGAUGGCGUCGUUGGCGGAGAAACGACCUGUGGAUCCGUUGCUAAAAGAUCUCAGUGAGAAAAAACAAAACUUCCGGCGAAACGUGGAGUCGCUGGGGGCAGAGCUCAAGGAGGUCCGAGGCCGUCUUGUUUCGCAGGAACAGUCGUCUGCUCGCGAAAGCAUAAACAGACAGGAAGCAGAAACCAAAGCCAAAUACCUGGAAAAAGAGAUAAGUAGAUUGCAGAAGAGUUUAGAUGACAGAAAUCAGCAGCUUCGGGCUUCAAAAUCUGCGGCCCAGAUGUAUGUAAGGGAUUUGGAUGAUCUGAAGUCGCAGCUUUCAGCAACUAAAGCAACUGCAGACGCAAGUGCAUUAUCUGCUCAAUCUGCACAAUUACAGUGUUCUGCAUUGUUGAAAGAACUAGAAGUGAAAAAUUGCUCUUUAAAAGAGCACGAGAAUCAUGUGAAUAAAAUGGGAGAACAAUUAGAUCUUUUACAGAAGGAUCUUCAAACAAGGGAAAUUUCUCAAAUGCAACUCAAAGAUGAAGUCUCAAGAAUUGAGCACGAGAUCAUGCAAGCAUUAGCUAAGGCUGGAGCAAAUAAAGAUUGUGAGCUUAGGAAAAUAUUAGAUGAGGUUUCCCCAAAGAAUUUUGAAAAGAUUAAUAAGCUUUUGACUGUGAAGGAUGAAGAAAUAGCUAAGUUGAGGGAUGAAAUUAGGAUUAUGUCCGCUCAUUGGAAGCUGAAGACUAGAGAGUUGGAAUCUCAGUUAGAGAAGCAUCGUAGAGUUGAUCAGGAGUUGAAAAAGAAAGUCCUCAAGUUAGAGUUUUGUCUUCAAGAAACUCGUUCUCAAACUAGGAAGCUGCAAAGGAUGGGAGAGCGAAGAGAUAGAGCUCUGAAGGAACUGAGAGAUCAAUUGGCUGCAAAACAACAGGGUGCACCAGUAAAUGAAAAACAUACUCCAUGGGAAACUUCUGGUUUCAAGAUUGUAGUUUCGAUGUCAAUGUUGAUCUUAGUAGUAUUUUCAAAGAGAUAAUUUGAUCUUAGUAAUAUUCUCGAAGAUGUUAUGUCGUUGCAGCAUCUAUUCCUACUCUAUACUAAGAUUACAUACGUAGAAGUAAAGUCGAGUAGAAUAGGUCAUGUGCAUAUUCUGUUUUAUUGUAGAAAUGUGCACUUUGAAGGUUGUUUUCUUUUGUAUUCAACAUCAUAACCCUCUUGUUAUGCCUCAGUUCUUAGAAUGGCCACAGUUUUAAUGAAAA
Messenger RNA from Olea europaea var. sylvestris, 1471 nucleotides. RefSeq names its product nuclear envelope-associated protein 2. The transcript is spliced from 6 exons. Lineage: Eukaryota; Viridiplantae; Streptophyta; Magnoliopsida; Lamiales; Oleaceae. The record is from RefSeq and is a predicted model, not a curated record. Bases 241 to 1248 code for a protein of 335 amino acids.